UUGAAACGGAGUGGGAAAGAACUUCGAGAAGUGAAGAGCAUAAGAUUGUAAUAGCUUAUGCGUCAAGGACGAGAGUAUUUUGCAUCAUAUACACAGUAAUGUUGUCUAACGUAGUUUUAUGCGUUGUCUUAUCGCCGACGAUCUCGCCACUGUUGGACAUUAUUUUACCCAAAAACGAAACGCGCGUAAGAUAUUUAGCCUUCGAAUUGAAUUACGGAAUUGACUUACAGACUUAUUGGUUCUGGCUGUGGUUGCACGUUUGUUUAACUGCAGUGUUUGUUAUGUUAAAUUACACUGCCGCAGAUAUAAUGUAUGUUACGUUGAUGUUGCAUGGUUGCUACAUGUUUGCCAUUGUAAGAUAUAGAUUGGAACAGUUGACCCAUUCAAUAAAAAAAAAUACAAUACAACCUUUCGAGAAUCGUGAUUAUAACACGAUGCGCACCUGGCAAUGCAAAGAGCGGCAAGUGGAAUUACAAAAGCAAGUUGCUGCCAUGAAACAAUGCGUUCUUAGACAUGAGAAAGCAAUAAAAUGCGCACAGGUAUUAUACCACAUUUUCGCGUGGAGUCUCUUCGCUGGUGCAUCAAUAAACGUAAUCAUGAUAAGUAUUUCGGCAGUUCAGUUAGUGAGCAAAUUGUCUCAAUGGGGUCAGAUGGCGAUAGCUUGCGUAUUCGUAGCUGGCGAAUUGGUGCACAUAUUCUUUCUCAGUUUAAUGGCGCAAUAUAUAUUGGACCACAGUGUGGACGUUCACGAAUCGGCGUUUUCAUGCUCUUGGUACAAUAUGUCUGUCAAGGUACAAAAGGAUAUUAUAUUGAUCUUAAUGAGGAGCCGUUUACCAUGCAAAAUGAUGGCUGGAAAAUAUUUCGUAAUGUCAUUGGAAAGCUUUUGCGCGAUAGUACAAACAUCGAUGUCGUAUUUUACAAUGUUGGCCUCUUUUCGAUAAAUGUCCG
Messenger RNA from Odontomachus brunneus, 948 nucleotides. RefSeq names its product odorant receptor 13a-like. Gene Ontology annotation, biological process: detection of chemical stimulus involved in sensory perception of smell; sensory perception of smell. Gene Ontology annotation, cellular component: plasma membrane. The record is from RefSeq and is a predicted model, not a curated record. Gene Ontology annotation, molecular function: olfactory receptor activity; odorant binding. NCBI's taxonomy places the organism in Eukaryota, Metazoa, Arthropoda, Insecta, Hymenoptera, Formicidae. The transcript is spliced from 7 exons. The coding region runs from base 99 to 941 and encodes 280 amino acids.